Molecule: messenger RNA, 2016 nt
Organism: Nematocida major
Lineage: Eukaryota; Fungi; Microsporidia
Exons: 1
Coding region: 1-2016 (671 amino acids)
Molecular function (GO): guanyl-nucleotide exchange factor activity
Source: RefSeq, a predicted model, not a curated record
AUGCCAGACAAAAACAACUCAUUGAGGCAGGAGAGGAGAAUGCAGGCGAUACACGAGCUGUUUGAGUCCGAGUCGCACUACGUAUACGACCUGGUUUUGUGGACAAGGACCAUAAAACACUUGGUGGUUAAUACAACCACGCUCGAUGUGUACAGCAAGCAGCUGUUUUUGUCCAAUGUUAUAGGAAACUUAGAUUCGAUAUUCGAGAUGCAUGAUGCAAUUCUAAUACACUUUAUGAGAUCUCUGAAGAUAUCCAGGAACACCCCAAAGGACGUGUUUUUGCGGCUUUCUGUGUCUGCCUCCGACCUCAGCAACACGCUUCACGCAUACAUGGCCAGAAAAGAUGUGAUGGCAAGCGCAUAUGCAGAGUAUGCCAGCAAAAUCCCGCAGGCCACAAAAACCAUGAACAUGCUUAUGGAGAACAACCCGGAGUUUGAGGCAGAAAUAAUGGACGUGCUCCACCGAAUAAACAGGCUGCAUCUUGGGUGCUCGCACUUUAUUCUGCGGCCAAUGCAAAAGAUUGCUAGAUACCCGCUGCUUCUUCGGGCGAUAUUAAAGUAUGCUUUGCCGGAGGAGGAGAGCGCGCUGUCGAUAUCCAUAGCACAGAUAGAGAAGGCAAACAACAAGGUGAACCAGAAUGUGCAGUACUCCACCGAGUACUUUACGCUGUACCAUCUCUCGCACGAGCUGAAAUACAAGGAGAGGCCAGAGUUUUCCAUUGGGAUGAUGCAAAAGGACAGGAAGCUGAUACGGAUGGAAGAGGAGAUGACAAUAAUAACCCCGGAAGGCCGCAAGUCGGUUUCAAUGGUUAUACUGGACAAUGCGAUGUUUUUUGUGGAGUGCAUGAUCACUGUGAGAGGCAUGCACAAAAGAACGCAGAAGACGCUGUUUGACCACUACAUGGAGCCGUCUACAAUCAGCGUGCGGCGCAUGGAGAGCACAGGCAAAGAAGAAACGCAGCUGGAGGUCUCUUCGGAGGGCAGGACAUAUUUUAUCGAGUGCAAGGAGUGGGAAGGCGAAGAGCUGGAAAAGACGAUAAAAAGCAUAAAGAUUGCGCAGCAGGCCAAGUUCUACAACUUCACCGUUGAAGAGAUGUGCAAUGUGGUGGAGGGCGAAAAAGACGUGUGGCUCUGCUUGAUCAACCCUCAGCCAAUGGAAGCAUGGAAUGCAAAAGCGCUGGGCGACCUUGCUGUUGGAACAGAAAAAUAUUUGGAAGUAAUUCUCAGAAAUGACCGUGUUCGAGUAGUCAACAAAAAAACUGCAAGCCUUGUGUACAGCAGGCUUUUGUCUCAUUUGUUUUUCAUGAUGGACCGAAGCGUAUACAGCAUCCGCAUACAUGGAGACUUAGCGAGGGCGCCCGUGGCGGUCGACCGAGUUGCAGCAAAGACAGAGGUCUCUUUUGUGAAAAGCAACCCAAACCCCAGCGAGAACAACAUAUUUCUGGUCGCCAAAAGGAAAGGAUACUUGGGGUCGGAGGAGCUUUUGAUAUAUAAGCUGUCAGGCGAGGCAAACGGAAAGCUGAGCAAAAGCGUGCACAAGCGCAUGUACAUUGCAGGCUCCAUAACGGACGUGACUUUUCUGGGGAAAAACAUGGUUAUAUCCUCAAACGACUUUGAGCUUAUAGACCUAGUGGAUCUCACCACGCAGGAGCUGUUAGACCCCUUGGACAAAACAAUUGCGCUUUACGUAGGCAAGCCAGACUCCAGGCCUAUAACCAUGAUGAAGGUGGAGGAAAACCAGUAUCUGGUGGCGUUUGACGAUGUGGGGUUCUAUAUUAAUAGGUACGGGACCCGAAAAAAGGCCAAUGUUGUGUUUCUAUGGCUUAUGCGCAUAGACUACGUUUUUAUUUUUAAAGAGUUUGUUGUUGCUAUAGGAAAGAAGCGAGUUAAAAUAUUCACGCUGCAGGACGGAAUAAUGCGGGGAAUAUUUCCCAUUGCAAACGGAAAGCACUUGAAGCACCCCGACCACAUACUCAUAUACAAUGACACAAACAUUUAUAGAAUAAACUGCCCAUAG